AUGUCUUGCAAUAUUAGUCGGUUGUUAAUUGACGCAGUUGUAGUAAUUAUUAUAAGUACGUUAUUAACUUGGCAUCAAAACGAUAACUUCAGUACACAAGAGGCAUUCUUAACGCCAGCAUUAAGCAGAAAUCAACAAGAUGAAUUGCAUGCUAUCGCUAAGAAGCUUGUUCACUUUGGAAAAGGCAUUUUAGCAGCAGACGAAAGCAUUGAUACGAUUGGCAAGCGCUUUAAAUUGUUUGGGAUAGAAAAUAAUGAGGAAAAUCGAAGAAACUAUCGGCAUCUGCUAUUCACGACACCCAAUAUAUCGCAAUACAUUUCGGGAAUUAUACUACAUGAAGAAACAUUUCAUCAGAAAGAUAACGGGGGUGUCCGUUUUGUCGAUAUAAUUAAGAGGGCUAACAUUUCUCCAGGAAUCAAACUUGAUAAAGGACUUCAAAGUUUUGAUGGGAGUUCAGAAUACAUCACAGUAGGUCUCAAUGAUUUAAAAGAGAGAGCUGUGUCCUUCAAAUCAGGAGGAUGUGAAUUUGCGAAAUGGCGAUGUGUCUUUGUUAUUUCCGAAACUACACCUUCAAAAAAGGCUUUGGAAACAAAUGCCAAAAUACUUGCUAAAUAUGCUGUUAUAAGCCAGAAAGCAGGCUUAGUUCCAAUAAUUGAACCUGAGGUUCUUUGUGACAAGGAGCAUCAUUUGGAAAAAGUGAGGGAAGUUACGGAGCAAGUUUUGGCACAAGUGUAUAAAUCGCUUCAUGACUAUGGCGUCUUCAUUGAAGGUACACUCCUAAAGCCAAAUAUGGUUAUACCAGGGCUAGAUUUCACGAAGGUAAUUUCAGUGUUAAUUGAAUUUUGUGAAUUUGAGGUUGGGCAUGAGAAAGUUGCUGCUGAAACACUACAGGCAUUAAUGAGGACAGUCCCUCCAGCAGUUCCCGGCAUUGUUUUCUUAUCAGGAGGUCAAUUGGAAACUGAUGCUACUAAAAAUUUAAAUGAAAUCAAUAAGUUGCCAAGAUACAAACCAUGGAAAAUUUCUUUCAGUUAUGGAAGAGCUCUACAAACAUUAGUUUUAAAGGCGUGGGCGAUGCAUGACAAAGAAGUUCAAGCCAAAUUUCUACACAGAUCAAAGCUCAAUGCUCUAGCAGCAAAAGGACAAUACACUGAUGAGUUUGAAAAAGUUUAG
Thelazia callipaeda (thelaziosis nematode) is the source of this 1170-nucleotide messenger RNA. Lineage: Eukaryota; Metazoa; Nematoda; Chromadorea; Rhabditida; Thelaziidae. The record is from the annotation of a GenBank genome assembly.